AAUUAAUUGAGAUUUAAAAUGAACCUACCCAAUAGGUUUACGUUUAUCUCCUUUCAAAUGAAUGAAGAUCCCUAAAAAUAGUUGCUGAAGUGCCUCAUUGUUAUCAAACAAUAGUUAUGUGUUCAACAAGUACCUUAGACGAUGAGUCUAUCGCCGAGAGAUUUAAAAGGGAGUACACCGAACAAUUCCAUAUUCUAGUACGGAUGCAUCUUUCUUUCGUAUUAGAUUUAAACACAGAUAGCAGUGAUUGUUUCUCGGAAAAAGGUAAAUUUAAAAAAUGGAAUCUUGUACCAUUCGGAAAGAAAUCAAAGGCUCGUGGUAUUAUGGAGGGUGCUCCUUUAACUCAAGAAGGAAUAUGUCAAGUCUAUCAGUUAAUAGAAUUUUUGAAAAAGGAACAAAAUAUAAAAAGUGAAGGAAUAUUUAGGAAAACGGGGUCUUUAGAGAGACAACAGGAGUUAAAAAAUUUGUUAAGUCAAGGUAUUACAGUUCAGUUAGAAGGAGGGGCAUACAGUGUACAUGAUUGUGCGUCCGUUCUUAAAAGUUUUUUAGCUGAUUUAUCCGAUCCCUUGUUGACCGAAGCUCAUUUUCCUGCAUACUGCCAAAUUGCAGAAUCUUGCGGUAUUAUUCGCCAGUCAACUCAGGAAAGCAAAUUGUUAGAGGCAUUACAACUUUUGUUAUUGCUCCUACCCAUGGAAAACAAGGUUUUGUUGAAAGAUAUUUUAGAUUUACUGCAUCUAACGACAUCGUUUGAAUCACAAAACAGAAUGUCCGCCGAUAAUUUAGCAAAGUUAUUCGCACCUCAUUUAUUAUGCCCUAGAAAGUUAUCUCCUGAAAGUUUGCUAAAAGAUUCACAGACCUUAUUCGGAAUAGUCAGUUUCAUGAUAAAAAAGGCACCGGAGUUGUUCAAGAUCCCCGCAAAACUUAUCGUCGAAUUCAGGGCAAGAUACGAGAAGAAGAAAAUCCUCUCGCCCACUAAAAGACUGAACGAAUCUAUGACGGACGCAGCUAGCACGGUUUUUACGUUCGUAGAUCACGAGAGAACUGCCAAAGAGAACGAGUCGAACCCAACAGAGACGGCUUUAGCCCAGUUGUACGCGCACAUCCAAAGCCUACCUGAAUCCUCCAAAAAAAGGAAACUAGUCAAACAGUUUAACAAAGAAAACGGGCAUGGUACGCCUUUGCAAGUUAUUCGUAGCGGUGUUUCUAAAAAUAAGAGCUUCGGCGAUUCGAUAAAAAGGCACAUUUUCCAAAAGGCGUUGGCUAGGAAGAAAGGAGUGGCGCUGCUUCGGUCUUCCAGCGACGAAAUUUUAAGUACUCCUCAGCAUUCACCGUCUAUCGUAACAAGGGCUCGACUGUUUUGCCACAACUGCGACUCGAGUACAGACGUAAGUACAGAAAACGGUGAGAAAAUUAAAAAUACGAAUUCCGAAUCGAAUUCGGAAAUUGUCUCUGUGGAAAAUACUUCCAAGGAUUCGAAAAGGAGCAGGUCUGAACCCGAUUUGAGUUGCGAGGAGGACAAUCGGUCACGUAAGGUGUAUUUAACUAGUACCCCGGCAUGUUUGCCCUUACGGGCACGUCCGGAUAUCAUUUUCACCCCGGAAGAGCGAGAACGUAGGUCCAUGUCGCCUAUUACUAGGUCGACGCAGCGCAUGACCAGGGCUAUGCAGGAGACUAUGAUGACCCCGAGAAGUCGUAAACCCGUUUUAGUCCUUUCCGGAACGAACAUCAAUACGUUGCACAAAGCGGGACAAUCGAACUGCGUCAUGGAUAAAAUGGAAGAACUAACGGAAAAUUCCAUUGAGGAGAGCAGUUUCGAGCGGGUGCCAAAUUUUAAAAAAUCGAAAAGCGAAAGUGAUAUAUACGAUUCGAGAAUGUCGAAAAUACCAAAGAUGAGCAAGUCCGAUGCGUCCUCUUCGUCGAUUUCUGAUACUUUUAGGGAAUAUUUAUGUAGUAGAGAGAUGGAGACUCUGUCCUCGCCUGUGGAUUCGAGUUUUUCGAGCAGAACUGAUGAUUUUAAUUCAACCGAUUUUAAUAAUUUAAGUAACAGCAAACUGACCGACUCUUUACUUUAUUGUUUAAAUGGAAACGAUCCUGACGAUAUCGACGCGAUGGACAAGAAUUCGGAGCAAGAGAAAGAGUUAAUUCUGAAACCGAAACAGUUCGACGAGAACGGGAAACCUAUUAUGUUCGAAACGUCCUUUUGACGUUCAUUUUUAGGUUUACUUGAAUUUAGAUAUAUUGUUACAUAUUUUUA
Anoplophora glabripennis (Asian longhorned beetle) is the source of this 2254-nucleotide messenger RNA. It is a transcript of the gene RhoGAP54D, whose product is annotated as rho GTPase-activating protein 19. The record is from RefSeq and is a predicted model, not a curated record. Gene Ontology annotation, molecular function: GTPase activator activity. Gene Ontology annotation, biological process: signal transduction; regulation of small GTPase mediated signal transduction. The coding region runs from base 117 to 2204 and encodes 695 amino acids. The transcript is spliced from 6 exons. Lineage: Eukaryota; Metazoa; Arthropoda; Insecta; Coleoptera; Cerambycidae. Gene Ontology annotation, cellular component: cytoplasm.